AUUCGACUCAGUUAUUUGCUUCAGUUCGUGCAAAAUUGUAUCAAUCCAAGAAGAUCGAAAAUUGGAACUGGAGUUAAAAAUAAAAAUAAUUGAUGUAAGAAAAUCAAAUUAAAACCAAAUAAAAAAAAUACAUACACUAACCCCAGCAAGUAACCCUCUCCGACUCGAGAGGAAAAAAAAAAUGCUCCUCAAAAGCGCAGCCACCACCAUAGCCACACCUUCCCUCUGCUCCUCCCUCUUCAAAUCCCCCCUCUCUAUCCCCAAACUACCCCUCCCCAACUGCUUCAGUUCCCCCCGUACCCUCACCUUCAGGCCCUCCACCCCGAGGAUGAGCUGGCUCAGUCGGCUGGGAUUUGGUGCCCGCUCCCCCACCGACCCAUCCGUGGACUCGUCCUCUUCCUCGGCCAUCGCCCAGGGACCCGACGACGACAUACCCGCCCCGGGCCAGCAGUUCGCCCAAUUCGGGGCCGGCUGCUUCUGGGGUGUCGAAUUAGCCUUCCAGAGGGUGCCAGGUGUGACCCGGACCGAGGUCGGGUACACCCAAGGCCGUCUGCACGACCCGACGUACGAGGAUGUGUGCUCGGGCACCACGAACCACUCGGAGGUGGUCCGGGUGCAGUACGACCCGAAAGAGUGCAGCUUUGAUACCCUGCUUGAUGUUUUCUGGACGAGGCAUGACCCGACAACCCUCAAUCGCCAGGGGAAUGACGUUGGAACUCAAUACAGAUCAGGAAUUUACUUCUAUACCCCUGAACAAGAGGAAGCAGCAAUUGCUUCUAAGGAGAGGCAGCAAAAAGUCUUGAACAGGAAGAUCGUGACCGAGAUUCUUCCCGCCAAGAAAUUCUACAGAGCCGAAGAGUAUCAUCAGCAGUACCUUGCAAAAGGAGGUAGGUUUGGUUUCAGACAGUCGACUGAGAAAGGUUGCAAUGACCCGAUUCGUUGCUAUGGCUGAGGAUGCGUAAAAGCAAUAGCUUUAUGAUGAUAUCAAUAAUUUCUUGCUGUUGAAAAAGAUACUGGAUUGUUAAUAGUUUGAAGUGUUGUAAUUUUUCCUUGUAAAUCAACUUUUGUGGUGAAAAAUGUGUGUCUUCCUUGCGGCUUUUUCUGGACGAGUAAUAAUGUAUACUUAAGACUUUCGGAUUUGUUGAACUAUUAGUUUGAGUUCUUUUAAAUUUCCAGUUAAAGUUGCAAAUGAAUUGAAC
Messenger RNA from Striga asiatica, 1199 nucleotides. Lineage: Eukaryota; Viridiplantae; Streptophyta; Magnoliopsida; Lamiales; Orobanchaceae. The record is from the annotation of a GenBank genome assembly.